Molecule: messenger RNA, 1740 nt
Organism: Cantharellus anzutake
Lineage: Eukaryota; Fungi; Basidiomycota; Agaricomycetes; Cantharellales; Hydnaceae
Product: transmembrane amino acid transporter protein-domain-containing protein
Exons: 10
Coding region: 1-1740 (579 amino acids)
Biological process (GO): amino acid transmembrane transport
Cellular component (GO): vacuolar membrane
Molecular function (GO): amino acid transmembrane transporter activity
Source: RefSeq, a predicted model, not a curated record
AUGGACAUCCCAUCGUCCUUCAGAUCGACGAGAGCUACUGUCGUGGAAGGUUUACUAUCUUAUGGACGAUCCCAAUCUUUUAUCUCUGGGUCGCCACUCCAUCAUCAACGUCAGAAUGAUGACGAGUGUGAUUCCAAUGAUGAAGAAGAUAACGAUGUCGAAGAAGUCAACGACUCUGAGCCUGGUAUAGAAGACGACCAUGAUGUUCUGGACUUUUUCCCUCAACUUCAAGUUCCAGGUUACGACCAUCCAAGUCAAACAGCGGGCGUGCUUGUUUCGCCUGCCUCUUCACGCCACACCGGGCCGGGUCUAAUCCCAGUGACAUACGAAGGGACUCGCUACUCAUCUUUACCCGUUGACUCUGGUCCUUCGGUGUACCUCACUCAGCCGCAACCGGAUCUCCAAUCGGCAACAGAAGUCACUGAAAGGUCGCCGUUAUUGUUGCGUCGGUCCUCCAUUCAGUUUCAAAAUACACUUCCUGUUUCUUCACCCCCAAACGCGUCAAGAUUGUCGGAGACUACGACUUCUGGUCGCAGAAAGAGUCAUAGUCAUGGGACCCUUCGGCGUCAAAACAGUGUUUCAUUAAGAGAAAGAAAAGUUGACUCGAGUGCAGGAAGCACGUAUAAUCAAUCCCUUUUCAAUUCUACUGCGGUUCUCUUAGGUGUGGGAAUAUUAUCUGAGCCAUAUGCAUUCGCACAAGCUGGUUGGGUAAUGGGAACCCUCCUUACGAUCGGAUACGGAGCUCUUGCGUGUUACACUGCCAAGAUACUCGGACGAAUGAUCGUUGAAGAUCGUAGACUGAAAACAUACGCGGACUGUGGAAAGAAAGCCUUUGGACCUCGUUCAGCUGUCAUAACUUCGACAUUGUUCUUCGUCGAACUCUUUACUGUCAGUCUAUUCAUCCUCGUUCCAUCUGCAUUCCUCCCGCUAUCGGUCAUCUCUUAUGCAUCCUUGCUUUCAGUCGUCGCUACGUUGUUCGUAAUCGUUGUCGUGGUCAUCGAUGGACUUUCCAAGUAUGAUACUCCCGGAAGUUUGUUCGAGUUUGCUCCGACGGACGUCUGGCCGGUCUCCUCAAUGCAACUAGGACUUAGUUUUGGCUUGUUCAUGGCAGGAUUUGCUGGACAUGCUGUUGUACCAUCUAUAGCGCAAGAUAUGCGAGAGCCUGAACGUUUUGAAAGGAUGAUCAACACCGCGUUUGUUGUGACUACCGUUAUCUACGGGAUUAUAGGUGUUUGCGGUUAUCUUAUGUUUGGAAGGACAGUCACAGAUGAGAUCAGUCGAGAUCUUUUGCAGACACAGGGUUACAAUGAGGCCUUGGCAAAGAUCGGUGCCUGGAUGCUUGUUGUCAGUCCUAUUCUGGAGAGCUCUCCAGGCCGUCACUUGGUUUCCUCAAACUCGGAUCCAGAAAACGCUCUCCUGUCUUCAGAUACUGAAGGUUUCUAUAAGGGCCCUCUUUCCAGGUUGUUUGGUUUGAUCACGGCGCCUGCCUUCUUGACGGCCCUGGAACGGACAGCACUCACGAUAAGUAUAGUUGCCGUUGCCAUUGCCGUCCCUCAUUUUGGCGUCGUCUUGAGCAUCCUCGGAGCCUUCAGCGCGUUCACUCUGUGCAUCAUCGGUCCGCUUGCGGCAAAACUCUCCAUAUUUGAAACGUCAUUCUGGGAAAGAUGCUUCGAUUAUGUGUUACUGGCCCUUUGCAUUGUGAUGGCUGGUUGGGGCACUUUUGCAGCGAUCAUGAUUUAG